This is a messenger RNA of Somion occarium, 2711 nucleotides long. NCBI's taxonomy places the organism in Eukaryota, Fungi, Basidiomycota, Agaricomycetes, Polyporales, Cerrenaceae. The record is from the annotation of a GenBank genome assembly.
AAAAGGCGAUCGCAUCAAAGCAAGUGAUGAGAAUCGAAGACUUGACGAACAACAAUGUACAUGUUUCCCAACUCUCUCUGAACUCUUUCUCCAAUUCACGUCUCUUGGAUUUCUAUACCACGCUACAUGGAUACCCAGUCUGACUCUGGUUCUCCAGACGCGAGCAUUGACUCAUCAAAUGGCAAGAAAGCUCGCCGACAAGUCGCGUUCUACCCGAACAUGAACUCGUCCAACAAACCACUGAAACCAUUUAGCAGGAGUGCAGCCAAGAGGGAAAGUGUCAUGGCUCUGGGGAGUAUAGAACAUCUCCAACAUUACUUUACAAAGUCUGGCAUCGCUGCGGAGAGCAAUCCGUUAUUGAACAAGCCCAAUAGCGGCAUGGUACCCGCCAUUGGUGGUUUGUCAAGUUUGAAAUCUCGGCCAGCUACAUUGCAGGGGAUCCCCACAUUAGCUCUGCCACCUUCACCUGUGGUCCCAGAGAUCGUUCAGCCUGUCUUUUCUCCUCACCACAAGACAUACGAAACUGACCCCGAGAAUCUACGUCCUGGAGUUGUAGACGAUCUCUCUGCUGUUGAGAAAGCAUGGUUCCCCAAUGGCGCGGAUCAGCCAGAACUACUCAGUAUCUCCGGCUCUUCGAAAUCGACAUCUAGCGUGGAUAUUUUGGAUAUGUUGAAGACAACGACGCACGCCGUACGAUCUGUACGAAAUUACCUUUUGUCUCUACCCGAUGAUUCUUUUUCGCCUCAACAAUCACAAUUUCGUGCUCAAGCACUUCCAACUCUUAAACCACUGAGACGGCAAGCUUCACAGCCCAACCUCGCAUCCGACCCCUUGAGCCAAAUACGUGCGGCAGCGCUAGAGGUCCUCAUCGUUCUUCGCGCUUUGGAAGAGUCAUCAAGACUGCCACUAUGUGAUGACGCUUACGAUGCUCAAAGUGAUCAUGGCGACAAUGCAGAGCAUGCUUCCACUUCGGGUUCCGGGUCGACUUUAGGCUCGGGUGAUCACUCCCGAGGACCAUCUCCAGAUUUUCUGGAUGCGGAUGUUGACACCUCUAUUUCAUUUGUGCAAGUGGGUGGUGGGCUGAGGUCGGUGCCAGUGUGGGACGACGACGAGAGUGGGUUUGACAUGAACCAUGCUCCGGUGGAAGAGGCUAAGGAACGCUGGGACGAACGGCUAGUUCUCGGUGGUGGCUGGCUCUACCGCCAGGAUAUAAAACGAGGAGAUCUUUCCAAGGAGCAGGAUAUUGUUGGACGAUAUCUCGAUAUAGUCGAUCAGGUGCUUUUCGGUGGAAGGACAGAUGGCAAAAGAGGUUGGGAACGGGAACGCAUGAAGUCAAGAGGAAAAGGUAGCAGGAGGGUCAGUUCAGGUGAUGUGCAGGACAGCCCAUCCACUAGGUCGAGAAGCAAGCGGAGAGUGGUAUCAACGGGGAUGUUAGAUGCGAUGAAGACGAUGAUGGUGACGGAAGAACCAGAAGAGAUGGAAACCCUGUCAGAAACGGAAAGCAUUGAGGAUGAUGACUUGCCAGAGUGGGCAAGACGAUCGGCAUUCCAAGAUGAUCCACUUGCGCGAGCCUAUGCGCUCCUCCAGGCACUUCUGCCGUCAUCCCUACAACCCCUGCUACCAUCCUCAUCAUCCGAUCGAAUAGCUUUCUUAACCUGUCUCGCCUCUGGUCAAUUGCCGUGUAUAGCUUAUAACGUUGGGGUCCGGCGGUCUCGCAAACCAUGGGGUUACGUGAGCAAGGACGCGAUACAUGACAUUGCCAUGCUAGAGAGCCAACAAGUCGAAGGUGAUACGCAGGAACAACGUGAGAGGGCGAAGAAAGGUUGGACGUUCAGGCGAACAGAUAAUCUGCGACUAUGGUCUGCGGCGCUGAAGCUGCGGUACAUGAUACCUAUCAUCACGCCAAACCCAUCCAGAUCGGCCUUGAACACACCUGGAAACACACCUAUAUCAUCACCAUCGCCCUCCAUGCAGAAGUUCCCGACAGGUGAGAUACCGAUCCUAUUCGACGCACCCGUGGUGGCACGACUAGAUCCCGGGUGGGAGGAUAUGCUCGAGACUGUGGUACUCAAGUGGGUCGAUGCCGUCGUGGAGGAAAGGAGAGCGCAACGAUAAAAAUGUUCCCUUGUGCCUUUCGCUCAUGACGUGUACAGGACAUUAUUAGUGAUAAUUGGAUGAAAGUUAAGACGUUUUCGAAGAGUGUACAAGUACCUGAUAGUGUAGGUUCAGAAAUAAUGGUCGUAUCCUAUGCUCUCACAUCACUAUGCCACAUCCCCUUGCAUUACAUACCACUGCACUUUAUACUUAUGCUUAUAUGGAUAGAGAUAACGGACUUUCUUUUAUAUGGCUACAUUGCAGACGCUUUGGGGGCUCGCGCCCUAGUGUUCAGAUGUACGCUUGAGGCGUGUCUACGACUGGUGAUCGUCCCGGUACCCUCUCGCUAUUCCACUUCGACCUUGCUCGAGGACGCUGGGGGCGUCUUCUCCGAUCCUGGUUUCGAGACCUCGGAACGUCCGGUUCUGCAGGAAUUGACCUAAUGUCGACGUCAAUGUGAGGGAAACCCGUGAUGGAGCUUUGCGGAACUCACCUGCUGCACUAUCCGGCAUCACAGUGACUGCAUUAUCUUGAUUUCGCAAGACAAUGGCAGAAGAUGAUUCUUUUUGGUCGUGCUCUGCAGUCGCCUGGGCUGCUUGAGAAAUACAUCAGUCUCU